AUGUGCCUGUUUAAGAGGGAUAAUUUUGAUUCAAUCUUAAAAGUGUACAUUGUAGACAGCGAGGGCACGGCUAUCUGCACGGAGGAAAAGACAGUCAUCACCCUGGAAGAAGGGAUCCGUACUGAAGACUUUAGCAGCCUUCUGAAGAUGCUGAAGACGGGACGCGUGUCCUCAGAUAUGUCUAAGGUGUUCCGCGUGGCAGGCGUUGCUAAGAAGCUCCGUUUCCCGUCCGCCCUGUCCCUGUGUCGGGAGCGUGUCCUGUGCGAGCUCGGGGAGUCCAGCUGUGCCAGUAUCGCACGGACGGCUCGCCUGCUCAACCUGCCGGACUUAGAAACCGCAGCAUUGGAGUUCACUCAGACCGACGUAGGUUGGAAAUGAAACUUUAUUAAAAAACGAACAGUCUUUUGUACCCGUCUAAGACCUGAUCGUUGUAUAUAGCGGUUUUAUGAUGUUGUAUUCUUGAUGUGAUAAGUUUUUAUGCUGUAUUUUAUCGCUAAU
Branchiostoma belcheri (Belcher's lancelet) is the source of this 498-nucleotide messenger RNA. RefSeq lists its product as uncharacterized. Bases 1 to 378 code for a protein of 125 amino acids. The transcript is spliced from 3 exons. The record is from RefSeq and is a predicted model, not a curated record. Lineage: Eukaryota; Metazoa; Chordata; Leptocardii; Amphioxiformes; Branchiostomatidae.